Ciona intestinalis (vase tunicate) is the source of this 1273-nucleotide messenger RNA. Lineage: Eukaryota; Metazoa; Chordata; Ascidiacea; Phlebobranchia; Cionidae. The record is from RefSeq and is a predicted model, not a curated record.
CGAAUAGCGUAUUUGAUUUUUUACGCAUCUUAAAAGUAGGGACAAAGUGAAAUUACUGUGCAGGAAAAAUGAGCGGGAUUGACUGGAAUUCAAUUGCUGUGGGCGUUGGAAUGACUGCAGUUGCCCACCCUUUCACUUAUGUUAAAGUUCUUGUCCAGCUUGGCCAUGAACCCCUUGCACCAAUUCUAAGGAGAAAUAUGUUUUUCAGGAAACAACUUCAAUAUCCAAGUGUAUUUGCCUAUAUUAAACACAUCAGCAACCAGGACGGUUACAUUGGAAUGUACAGAGGUCUGUUCCCUCGAAUCUGUGCCAAUGUUUCAACUUCACUUACAUACAGUCUUGUGGGGAAGGCAGUUUUUGUAAAAGCUGAAUUCGGUUCUUCCUUGAAAAGUGAAGCUACCCGAGUUUCGGAGGAAUGCACCGAGAUAAAGAAAGUCUGUGACCAUACUACUCGUGAAAUGGUUGCCAGAUGUAGCGCUGUCAUUGUGUCUCAACCUUUCCAUGUGAUUGCCAUUCGAACAAUGGCUGAGUUUGUGGGCCAGGAGACGAUCUACACCAACAUAUUCACAUCAACUGCAGAAAUAUAUCGAGAAGAAGGAAUACUAGGAUUUUUCUCGGGUCUCGUACCACGUUUGGCUGGAGAAAUCAUCUCAAUCUGGUUGUGCAAUCUUCUUGUCCAUACUUUUAACACAUAUAUUCUUACUGAGAAUAAUGAAUUGAAAGACAUGCGUCAAUACUCACACAUGGUGAUGGGGUAUAUCGCGCAAAUCGUUACCUACCCUCUGUCCGUCACUAGCACUGUCAUGGCAACCACUGGAUCCCGAAUAACAGCGGGCAAUCCACCAUUUAUGCCAGUGUACAAGGGGUGGGUGGUUUGUCUACGGGAUCUUCAUAAAACUGGAGCUUCCAACCGCGGUUCUAGUAUGUUUUUCCGGAAAGCUGUCGCACAUUUCAAUGCUGCUUCUGGUGUUUCCCCAAUGCCUGCUCCCUCUAUGUGAUGUCACAAACUUAUGUGUGAUGUCACAAACAAACUGUGUCCUAGUGUAAGCCUUAUCUGAAUAUUUAAUGAAUGUUUCCGGCUUUUUAAUCUUAUUCAACAGCCGGUAAUGUACCAUAAUGCAACAUAGUGGAUUCAUAUAAUUAAGAAACCUAUCUAUUGGUACAUGCAUAAGAAACGAACUUUCUAAUUUAUGGAAUUGGUGUAAGCAUAUGUUGUGUAUUGGACCAAGCAAAAUGACCACAUUGAAAAAUGUGAAUAUAUCUUAACUUAUAA